AUGGUAAGCUGGCUACAGUUGUUACCCAUCAUUUUCAAAAACAUUAAAGACGACUUUAUUGCCAACUUUGUCACACGACUACCACUACUACUAGUAGUAGACCCUGACUCAUUCGAACCGCCAUUCACCAAUGGUCUAAAUGACUUUCUAGAAAUGGUAAACCUAACUACUGUGGCAGACCUACAGCAAUUGAAUAUCCCAGUAAGUUCAAGGGACUUAAUAUACUACACCAUGAUUGAAUAUGGUAUCCUUCUACUAUCAGUUGUAUUUGCUGGUUUUGAUAUAUUGUACAGUAUGCUACGACUUUGUAUGAGUGCAGUUGUUAUUGGAGGGUUGGUUUCAGUACUAGCAUUUUGUACAAUUUGGUUGAUUGUUACUUUAACUAGAAGAUGGAAAUUAAUUUCAAUGAUUAUCAGGAAUAAUGAAUUUGAAGGUGUGUGGUAG
Molecule: messenger RNA, 444 nt
Organism: Lodderomyces orthopsilosis Co 90-125
Lineage: Eukaryota; Fungi; Ascomycota; Pichiomycetes; Serinales; Debaryomycetaceae
Exons: 1
Coding region: 1-444 (147 amino acids)
Source: RefSeq, a predicted model, not a curated record